Molecule: messenger RNA, 1323 nt
Organism: Insectozyma verbasci
Lineage: Eukaryota; Fungi; Ascomycota; Pichiomycetes; Serinales; Debaryomycetaceae
Source: the annotation of a GenBank genome assembly
AUGAGUGACUUCAAAGAGGAUAAGAAAGGAGUCAAUAUUGAGAUCGCUAGUGCCUCAGAUUUAGAUUCUUUGAAAUUUUCUGAUGAAGAUGAAAUUGAAGCGGAAAAGAUUUUUGGUCAUGAUAAAAGUUUAGCAAAAUCAUUGAAUUCAAGACUAUUAAACACCGUGGCACUAGUUGGAACUAUAGGAACUGGGCUCUUUUUGAGUAGCGGUGGAACUUUAGCUACUACUGGACCUGUUGGUUUAGUUAUUGCAUAUUUAUUUGUUGGUCUGGUAGUUGGAGCUAAUCAAAUCUGUGCUUGUGAGGUUUCUUGUCUAGUACCAGUUACUGGAGGCUAUAUUGCUCAUUCUAAUUAUCUAGUGGAUCCGGCAUUAUCAUUUAUGUUGGGUUGGAUAAGUGUUUAUUCAAGUAUUUUACCAACUGAUUUAUCAGCAAGCGCUGUUUUAAUGACUUACUGGUCAGAUUUAAAUCCAGCUGUCUGGAUUACAGUAUUCGGAAUUGUCACACUUCUAGUUAAUCUAUUCAGUGUUAGAGUCUAUACUGAAUUUGAGUUCAUUUUUGGUAUCUUGAAAUUACUUUUAUGUAUUAUCUUUAUUAUUACUGGUCUUGUAAUUGAUUUGGGUGGAGUUCCAGGGCAAGAGAGGCUAGGAUUUCAUUACUGGAAGACUCCUUUUGAAUCUAGAUAUGUUGAAGGUUCAGUUGGUAAAUUUUUAGCCUUUUGGAAAUCAGUUAGUUCAACAGUUUAUGCAUUUGGUGGCUUGCAGACAAUCUCAUUCUUGGCAGGUGAGUGUGAAUAUCCAAGAAGAGCAAUUUAUAGGGCAUCUAAAAGAAUAUUCUAUCGUGUAUUCACGUUGUACAUUUUAACUAUCUUCAUAAUAUCGUUAGUUGCAAAUUCAAGAGAUCCAUUGAUUGCAAACCCUGAUGGUACAGCUGCUGGUUCAGCUUUUGUUAUUGCUGUACAACGAGCAGGUAUCAAAGGACUUCCUCAUUUUAUCAAUGCUGUUGUUUUAACGUCUCUGAUUUCUGCAACCAACUUAGGGCCAGCUGAAACUGGUAGAAUUAUGUGGUCACUUGCUAGUAAAGGUUUUGCUCCAAAAUUUUUCCUUAAAACUAAUCGGUUUGGAUUGCCAUGGGUUGGUAUAACAUUUGCUUCAAUGUUCUUACCCUUAGCUUAUAUGAGUGUUGACAAGACUGCCUCGACUGUUUUCGGCUGGUUUCAAAAUAUCACAUCCUCGAAAUUAUUAGUGACUUGGUGUAUAAUCUCAAUCAAUUCUAUUAAGUUGAAUUCUAGCCUCAAAAGUCAAGGGUUCUCAAGGUCUUAA